Entrophospora sp. SA101 is the source of this 510-nucleotide messenger RNA. The record is from the annotation of a GenBank genome assembly. NCBI's taxonomy places the organism in Eukaryota, Fungi, Glomeromycota, Glomeromycetes, Entrophosporales, Entrophosporaceae.
AUUUUGGAAAUUUCAACAUUAGAUGAACACAUGUUAAAGGAUUGUGACAAGAGUAAAUUCGUCAAACAAUGUCAAAGAUGUCGUGAAAUAAUAGAAGCUGACGAUUACUUGGAACAUAUAGCUAAACAAUCAUGUAUGACAAUUAGACCUGAUAUUGUUAGAUGUCCUCUGUGUAAAACAGUGAUCAAACCUGCUACUGAAGCUGGUUGGAAAGCUCAUUUAUUAGAUGUUAAUGGUUGUCCAAGAAAUCGUAGAAAAAUAAAAUCCGAUGGUGAACAUAACGAUGGUGAUUGUGGUGCUGUUGCUACUACCAACACUAAUACUGCUACUAAAGAAUCUCCAUCACCAAUUAAAAAACGUUCAAAGGCUACUAUUGGUGAUUCACCAAAAUCUGCGGCUACUAAAAGUAGUGGAUCUACCACUAGUCGUAAAACCACUGGUGCUGCUGCUACCACCACUACAGGAAAGACUAAAAAAACAACAUCAUCUUCAACAACAAAAGUUUCAAGG